This is a messenger RNA of Linum tenue, 1304 nucleotides long. Lineage: Eukaryota; Viridiplantae; Streptophyta; Magnoliopsida; Malpighiales; Linaceae. The record is from the annotation of a GenBank genome assembly.
CUGGUUCUCAUAACUGAAAUUCUAAUGAGCAAGAACAGGAAGGCAUGGAAAGUAAGACGCUGGGACAGGUUGAGCCGUCUUCCAGAACCUAUUAUUCAUCACAUCCUUUCGUUCCUCGACUCCAAAUCCUCCGUUCAAACCUCCGUGCUCUCCCGAUUUUGGAGAUGCGUCUGGAAACACGUCCCUGCUCUGGAGUUCAAUCAGUAUUACUUCCAAGAUUACUCGAGCUUCCGAAGGUAUGUAGGCAAGGUUUUGUCCCGCCGUUAUCCCCUGAAUCUCCGCAAGGUCAGCUUUCUAGACCGCCAGCUUAGGUCGGAGGGAAGAGACGAUUCUCUGGUGAUUAGGGUUAUCCGACAUGCCUUGUACCAUGAUGCACAACGUUUGCUGAUUGUGACUGUAAAUGACAUGACGACCCCUGACACUUACAGAUUCUCCGAUCUGUUUGGCUCGAUCUCGAGUUGCAAUCUGAAAACCCUAGAAUUGGAAGGUUUCGACCUCGAUAGAGGGUUUGGGUCGCCCGGUUUUCGUGCCCUGACGACUCUAGAUUUGCUGACUUGUCUGGUCGCUUGUGAUCAGGAGGUACUUGAACCAUUUUCUAACUUUCCUUGUCUCAAGCAUUUGAGCAUGAGGGAUUGCCGUGGGUACGAGAGUUCUCGUCUCGUGGAUGAUAGGAGUAUCAGGAUAUACGGACUCGAAUUGCUUAGCCUGACAUUGGAUUCUGUGGAGUUCGACAAGAUCGAAAUAUAUGCACCGAAGCUGAAAUGCUUCAGUGUCCAGGAAGACGUGGAGUACUUGAGAUGCUCUUUAAGCCUUCCGUCUCUGGAUCAUGCUGAAAUUGGGGUUCAUGAGGGGACACCUGUGUCGGUCGAGGAUGACCGGGAAUCGAUAACGUUGCAGUUGAUCUCGGUGUUCCACGGUUUGCGUAAUGCGAAAUCUUUGAAGCUGUACGGUGUUACCACCGUUGAGGUACUGAGUAAAUUUUGUGAGCUUCUGGAAAAUCAGCCAUCCCCUUUUCCGAAAUUGGAGUCCCUGAUUCUGGAUUCUAAGACUGAGAUUGUGCCUUACAAACUCGUCAGUUACUUUUUCAAAGGAUCUUCAUGUGCAAGUCCAAAUAUUCUGUAUGUAUCCACACCUAGCUAGCAGUCGGCCACUUCUGCAAAGUUUCUGAUGAUGGUGUGUAAAUGGGCUAGUGGGUUUCUCCUUUUGGGGUAAUUUAGGAAGAAUGGGAGUUCCUUUUAUAGUUGUCACUGCUUGAACCUGUUUUGCAUCGCAUUGUUAGGUUGAAGCUAGUUAUUCAGACUGAU